Messenger RNA from Neolamprologus brichardi, 8439 nucleotides. RefSeq names its product insulin receptor substrate 1-B. Gene Ontology annotation, cellular component: cytosol; plasma membrane. Gene Ontology annotation, biological process: insulin receptor signaling pathway. Gene Ontology annotation, molecular function: insulin receptor binding; phosphatidylinositol 3-kinase binding. NCBI's taxonomy places the organism in Eukaryota, Metazoa, Chordata, Actinopteri, Cichliformes, Cichlidae. The record is from RefSeq and is a predicted model, not a curated record.
AGCGCUGAGUGACAGUCCUGCUCCACGGUAGCUGCUCCGCGCCAGAGAAACCACAGCAGAGCCGAGCGAGGCAGGGGUGGGGGGACACGCACAGAGACCGCGUGCAGCAGGAUGGGCUCCGCGCACUGCGAUGUGCAGUAACUGGGAUUAAACCUACCGGACGGCGCUUGGAAACACUCACAGCAGCAGCAGUAGUAAUAGUAGUAGUAGUAGUAGUGGAGAGCAGGGGGAGCUCCGCCGCAUGUGCUCCUCUGUGUGCGCCUGAAAGAACUUGUUUUGCUCCGUGCGCUGGGCAAAAAUCGACCCCCUCCUCCUCCAGAGAAAGAAGCGACCCGGCGGUCAUAAACAAACACGGGUUCAGAUUUAAGCUCCGGGACUCGCAGUUGCAGCAACCCCAAACCGACCUCUGACUCUCCUCUCACAUGCCAGCGCCGGUGUGGGGGAGAGAGGCAGAGGAGAGGAGCCGGGGGAUGUUUGGAUCAGAUCGCUGAACUCGCACAAACACCGACGAGGAAAACGAGAAGAAGUCGCGCUGGUUUUUCACGUGGGGGUUUAAAGUAAAGAGAGAGAGGAGGAGAGAGAUCGGAGGGUGUCAUGGAGAGCCAAGCGGGCGAGCAGCACAGCCACGAGGACGUGCGGAAGAGCGGAUACCUCCGCAAGCACAAGUCCAUGCACCGGCGGUACUUCGUGCUCCGCGCCGCCUCGGAGCGCGGUCCGGCCCGCCUGGAGUACUACGAGAGCGAGAAGAAAUUCCGGGGCAAGGCCCCCGUCCCGAAGAAAGUGGUAGCGCUGGAGACCUGCUUCAACAUUAACAAGCGGGCCGACUCCAAAAACAAGCAUAUGAUCGUGCUGUACACCCGGGCAGAGAGCUUCGCCGUGGCCGCGGAGAACGAGGCGGACCAGGACGAGUGGUACCAGGCCAUGGUGGAGCUGCAGUGCAGGAGUAAGAAUCCUAAUGACGGCAGCGGUGCAGGAGACUAUGGAGUGCCUAAUCCUGGACCAGCAUUCAAAGAGGUAUGGCAGGUAAAGGUAUGGCCCAAAGGCCUGGGUCAGGCCAAGAACCUGGUUGGCAUCUACCGCCUUUGCCUGACCGACAAGACGGUGAACUUUGUGAAGCUCAACUCUGAUGCUGCCGCCGUGGUGCUGCAGCUGAUGAACGUGAGACGCUGCGGCCAUUCAGAAAACUUCUUCUUCGUUGAGGUGGGACGCUCUGCAGUGACAGGCCCGGGCGAGUUCUGGAUGCAGGUGGAUGAUUCAGUAGUCGCCCAAAACAUGCAUGAAACCUUGCUAGAGGCCAUGAAGGCGUUGAGUGAGGAGUUCCGCCAGCGCAGCAAGUCUCAGUCCAACUCUGGCCCUGGAGGAGGUGCUACUGCUUCUAACCCCAUCAGUGUUCCCUCACGCCGCCACCACCCAAACCCUCCUCCUAGCCAGGUUGGCUUCGCCCGCCGGCCCCGAACCGAGCCCCCUGGAGGAACUAACAGUGGAGCACCCAUCAACUGUGCCAACGCUUCUCCCACGCCAAGGCAUAGCUUCCCGAGGUCUCGCACUGCAAGUGAUGGGGGGAAAGGGGAGGAUGGGAUAACAGGUGCCACACCGAUCCAUGGAGUGAACUCCAGCCCCUCCACCAAUGGCUCCUGCUCUAACACCCCAAUCCUCAGAUCAAAAUCAGCUCGUUCAGCACCCACCACAACUGCUAAAACUCCUUUAGGGUUGAUGCGCUCAAUCUCGACCCCAGCUCCGUCCCCAGCUCCAAGUCUGUCCUCUAGUUCUGGUCAUGGCUCAGAGUUUGGAGGCUUAACGUCUUGUGCUGGUGCUCCGGGGUCUGGAGCCUACAGUCGUAUUCCCUCUCAUCGAGCCUCUGUCUCAGGCUCACCCAGUGACUACGGCUCCUCAGACGAGUAUGGUUCAAGUCCUGGAGAUCACACGCUCCUACCUUCUCCUAGCCUCCCUGGAAGCUCUGUUGGCAGUGUCAGUAGUCAGUCCCUCAGUGAAGAUGGGGCCAACUAUAUCCUAAUGAGCCAACGUAGUAGCAGUGGUGGUGGCAACAGUAAUCAAGGAAGUGGCUCCCAGCAAACACCAGGAACACCAACCUCUGGCUCCCAAACUAAAAGAGUUCUACGCCGCUCCUCCAGCCGAGAAUGUGAAGCUGAACGCAGGCUGCUGAGCAAGCGGGCCUCUUUACCUCCUAUGGCCCUGGAAAGGCUGGCUCCACGUCAGCGCAGAGCCGAGGAGCCAGCAGAUGACGAUUCGGCCGAUUACGCUAUCAUGUCAAGAAGCACAAGCCGAGAGUCUUUUACUUCCACCUGCUCUUCUACACAGAAGGAAUCUGCCAUGAGUGCUGGGUCGGCAGGGGGAGGAGGCGCGUACUUGGAUGUGGCAGGAGAGUUUAAAGCUGAAGGCACUGGAGGAGCAGGUGGUAGUGUAGAUUUAGGCGUGGACAAUGGGUACAUGUCAAUGCUACCUGGAGUUACUCAGCCUCCGACGUCCCUUUCCCAGUCACUGGCCGUUUCGGUCCCCGACUCAGACUCCAAACCUGCUGAUGAUUACAUGGCCAUGACUCCUAACAACAGCGUGUCGCCUCCACAGCAGAUUCGACCUCCACCAACUUCUGAUGGCUAUAUGAUAAUGUCCCCUAAUAGCAGCUGUUCCCCUGACCAGCGUGGAGGUCUCUCCGGUGGGGCUUGGGUGGGCAGUGGCAGUGCAGACAGCAGGCCAGGCAGUGACUAUAUGAACAUGUCUCCAAUUAGUGCACGUUCUGUAAACGGCAGUCCCACACCUCCUGAGCACUCAUCACAUUUGGAGACCAGUCCGCAGCAACAUGGUCCCAAGAUGGUGUACUCUUACUAUUCCCUACCCAGGUCUUAUAAACAUAGCCCCUCUACCGGACACUUUGAUGAUGGUCCUGGACGAGGAAGAAGGCCCAAUGGGAAUUCUAGGAGGGGAAUGGGUGGCGGUAAACCUAUUAGAGGGCUUCAGGAGCAAGCAGCAGUUGGUAAUGCAGUAGUUGGACGCCACCUGUCUCUCUCAUCUUCCUCGUACUCCUCCAGCUCAGCCAGCAGUGAAAGUCUGGGUGAGAGCGACGAGCGAACUACCCAGGCUUUGAGUAACGUGACUGGGGGAACUCAGUCCAAGGAUGGGAGUAAGCAGCAGCAGAGAAGAGGCUCUGGUGGGUUGUCCAAGCAGGGUAGCUAUACUAGAAGCAGACCUGUUAGCCUGUUUGUUGACGUAUCCAAAGCGAACACUCUUCCUAGAGUUCGUGAGAACCCUCUGCCACCAGAACCUAAGAGCCCUGGGGAGUAUGUAAGCAUUGAAUUCAAGGGGGAGAAGGGCAAUCCGACUGGGAUAGGAUUAGGUCGUGGUAGGGGUCUAAGGCAUGGAUUAUCGCUGCCUCAUGGCUCCAGCAGCCAGCAGCCUCAACCGAAGCCAUCUUCUUCCUUUGGAAACUUUAUACCCCUUUCCCGUAGCCCAUCUGCCCCGAUCACUCCACCAGCUGCCUCUGAGUACGUCAACAUGGACCUGGGCCCUUCUCCAUCGCCCUCACCACUCUCUCUUACCCCGCUGGUUUUCCCCUCUUUCCAUACCCCUCCCACACCCCCAACGCUUGCUCAUGCCCCUAAACCCUGUAAUGAGGAUAAUACUGAACCUCAUGAAGAUGAGGUUGAAGUGGCAGACGCCCCACUUAGGAAAAACAGAGAAAGCGUUCCAUCAGUGACCAAAUCCGAGUCUCCUACAUCAUGUGGAGACUACACAGAGAUGGCCUUCAGUUUGAAUAACAACAAUGUCCCCCGGUCAUCAUCUAGCGUCUCCCCAAAAGGCCCAUCUCCCACCAGGGAUGAUACAUCUGUGCUGCCACGGGGUCUAGACUUUCCCCUAUCCAAAACAGGACCCAACCCAGACCAGGGAGCUAAAGUUAUCCGGGCCGACCCCCAAGGACGCAGACGGCACUGCUCAGAAACCUUCCUUGCCUCAACUUCCCUCUCCACCUCUACCUCGACUUCUUCCUCAACUGCUUCCCUCUUUCCUGAACACCAGUCUGUAGCCCGCCGGCUGGGCUUUGAAAGCAUGCUGUGGGGCAAUGGUGUUGUGACUGAAUCUCCCACUCAGUUCCCCCUUCCUGGACAGCAAACUCUUCCCACAAAUGCUCAGACCUCAUCUGCAGAGCAAGGCCUUAACUACAUAGACUUGGAUUUGGCCAACAAGGAGAGCCCCCACGUGGGACUGGAUGGGCCCUCUGGCAGCCAGGCCCCAUCUCGCCUCUUCUCUGGACUGGGUUCUGGUUCUGGGGUGGGGGCGGCAGGUGCAUCAGUCGGCAGCAGCGGGAGUGGCAGCUCCAGCCUGAACACGUACGCCAGCAUUGACUUCUACAAAUCAGAGGAGCUGCGGACGCACCAAAAUGGAAGCAAGGAGGGAACUGAGCUCUAAAACGUAUGUAGGAAAGUAUGCAAAGAGUUGAAAGAAGUUCCAGAGUGCUGAUGUCGGUGAAUCGUCCCUGGGGAAAACAAAGGCUCCGCCUCUUCAUUUUGUGGCAACCUAUCGCAUCGAGAGAGCAGCUGGAUCGGACACGGUCCUCAAGCACUUUGUCAGAGACUGAUGGAAAACUUCUUUUCUUUUUUUCCUCUUCGCUUUCAUCUAGUUGGUUGUGGAAACCAACAGGGAUGUGUGCCAAAUGACAUUCUUAAAAAGCUAUUUGCUGCUCUCAUUCCUUGAGUGAAACCCGUCAGAGGAGGGUACAAAAAUGGAGAACAGUGUUUUCUUUUUUCUUUUUUUUUCCUAAUUGGAAGAGCUCCAAUUAUAAAGAAUACAACGGUUGAUGAAAAAGAAAAAUGUGUGGAAUUGUACAUCUGCUCAAAAAGUGCCUCAUUUUCAGAUUGUAGCCAUUUUCCAGAGAACUUCAGUGAAGCUUUGUGGGGUGUUUUUUGUUGUUUUUCUUUCCAAGCUUGAUUUAAUGUAGUUAUAAAAACAAAAGUGGGGAGCACUGGUGUGAACUUUUACUGCAUUCAUGUCAUAAAGUAUGUAAGGUUUGAAGGUUUGCUGUGUGCACAGCGAUCGUCAGCUUUGUGAUUACAGAGUUGCUCGUAUGUGGCUGAAAAACACUAUGUCUUUAGGUUUCAGUUCAUAUUCCUUGAUGUGAGUCAUCCAAGAUGGGUAAAAUCAAGAAAAACAUGUUGACAGUCCUAACUGGAAUGUUGAAAUAAAAUGAAGCGGGGGGGAGAUUGUACACAAUAAAUCUGAUAUGACAUGAACGCAGAAAUUUCACUAAGUCCUCAGAGCCACAAGCCCAGAGACCAGUCAGCAACCUCCUGGCAACUUCUGGUUGCUAGGGAAAAAGUUAGUAUUCCCCAGCGAAUUGUUGCUAGAGGAAAUCACUGCACCAAAAACUGCACCUUCUUGUCAUUGCUGUGGUUGCAGGCAGGUUGCUGCAGUCACUUGUAGUUUGCAAGGAAGAUGCAGACUUGUCUGCAAACACUCACCGCUUACUCUCCCAAGCAAACCAGAAGCAGAGAGUGUUCGCCUUCAAAGUAAUUGUUGCAACCAACACAUUUCAAAAGUUGCAACCUAUUUUGAAGGCAAACGGUUCUCCAUUUCCAAUUUUUUCUUACAGUUUCACAGUUGCUUGGCGAAGAGAUGGCAGGUGUUAGCGGACAAGUUGUGGUCUUCCGUGUAAGCAACAGGCAACAACAGCAUUUAUUCUUGCAACCUCUAGCAAGCAAAGCAAUCACAAUGUUUUUGAUGCAGCAAUAAAAACACCUUUUUGUGACCAAUUUCAGAGUCGUGUAAUACCUAUUUUUCCUUAGAAAACGGUGGUUGCAACAGGGUUACUAACUAGUCUCCAACCAUUUGAGUAUGGAGCUUUUGCAAUCAGUUUCACAGCAACUGCCAGCAGCCUCUAGCAAUGACUCGCAACUGGUUGAGGAAUAAAUAUUUUAACCUAGCGACCAGUAGCUGCUAAAUGGUCGCUAGCAAGCCACUAGGCUUGUCUGACUGAGACCUAAAGUACUAGCAAUCUGCUAGCCUUCCUUUCUACUGUGAGAAAUACUAGCAUAGCUGCUGUUAGCGUACUGUUAAAUAUUAUGUGUCGAUUUUACUCUUCAAAAUUCAAAUUUUUCUGCUCCUGAUAUCUUCUUCACUGCAUACUUUCGCUGUUCGGUGAGCCAUAAGUAUUGAGCACACAGGUCUCAAACUAAAGACACUUGUAGCAGGGAGUACAGUAGCCUGCUAGCUAGUUAAAACCAGCUAGAUCAGAUUAACAUAUUAGCAUUGUGCCAGGGCGUAAAUUCGCCGUCCUGCUGACCACAGCUCAGGGUUAGACCCCCCCCUCCCCAAAUAUACUGCUAAGCAAUCCCAUUAGAGCUACUGGCUCCAGACACUUGUGUCUCACUUAAUCCCCUUCAUCUCAGGAUGCUAAAUAGCAUACAGUGCACACAGCUGAGGACAGAGGCCCUAUCAAUAGCCAUGCUGAUGCUAGCUUUGUAGUCGUCAGCACACUGCUUUUUAGCAGUUGAGCAGGGAUCAGUUCUCAUUUCAUCGGUAUGAAAAAAAAUUGCAGUUUGUUCACUUGGGUUUUUUUACACAGCACCAAACAUUUUAAGAGGUGUUUUCACUUUGCUUUGGCCCCAAGUCCUUCUUUUCUGUCUAGGCUCUUGCUUCAAUCUCUGCUAUGCAUUAGAACUUAAGUGCCUGUCUGUCCUAUCUCUCUCAUAGCAACUAGCACUAAUAUAGAUAUCCUAUCAGAGUAUACUGACUAUUUUUUGUGUCUUAUUGUUUUUGGGUCUCUUUUGGCUGUACAGUUCUCAUGAAAUAACUUUUUCUGUUUGUGCGGUGUGGCAGCAAUCUAUCCGAUGACUUGACUGAUAGCCGUGGCUUUGAGCCCAGAAGCGUUGGACCUUAAUGGAGGACUAAAUCGCAGCAGUGCCAAAACACAAAAAAACGCGGCUGUUCUCCUCUGGUGACCUUGAGCUCUCAAGUCUGGACACAUUGCUUUGUUUUUGUUUUGGGGGGGAUGAAAAAAUGUUAAAAAUGUAACCUUUUAUGUUCUCCCUCCCCUGGUGUUUUCUUUAGCAGCGAGGGGAAAACUGUGACAUAUCUCACCUCGCUGUCUGCUCAUUGUGAAGAUUUGCGUAUGCUUUAACCUUGAAUUUGUGUGUGACUCUGACUGGAGGGUUUAAAAAGAAAUACAAGUGCACGAAGAGGAAGAAAGGGCCACCGCACAGCAGCAAGAAGGAGAAAAAUAAUAAAUAACUUAACGUCUAAUUACACAUGUAUGUGUGUAGCUGCAAAUUUGGACUCGCGUGUUUGCCCGCCUGCCUCGGGAUGCUCAUGAACUUUUCCCCUCUGGUCACAUGACUUUUGAGGUUGACAGCGUAACAAUUGAGCUUUUUUGAGUGGUAGGAAACUGCGGGUAAUAAAGGAUAGUCAUUCAGAAUUGAGAGGGGGGAAGAAUACGAAUGAAAAACAGACUCAUGAACACAUGAAUCUCACGUGUUUACCCACUCCAGACUCGCAGGCAAACACGCGAGUAGAAAUGCUUCUAAUGGUAUUUUUGGAGAUGUUCUCAUAAUGCAACUCAGCAGUUUUCAGUCAAAACGCAAAUGCUUGAUGGUACUUUGGAGUUUAGAAAGAGCGCACAAACACAGUUGCUUUCAAUCCUGUCGUUAUUAUCCUGCCAUUAAGAGUCCCCCAUCACUCAAGCUCUGAGCAUCUGAUGAUUUUAUUCUUUUUUUAUUUUAUUUCUGCUUCUUAAUGAACGUUUUUACCUUGUCAAACUGCCCGCAGUCUGGAAAACUUUGGCUGCCCGUGGCGACGUACUCGAUUGUCACACCCACAUAUCAUGAACUGAACUCCUUCUGGGAGACGCUCAGGCAGUUCUAAGGUCGGCUGUAUGAUUUCAUUCAUUGCAUUGUUAGCGGAUGUAGACGUGUUCAUUAAAUGUGCAGGAAGGUGCUGCUGCUGCUGUUCUGAAUUGUAUGUAUUCCUCCUGUUCCCCCCGAGGGAUGGUACUGAAUGGGGAAUAUUGUGAGAUUUGCCAUUGAUGUAGACAGUUUUACUUCUUUUGCUUGAGGAAAAACAAAAUCUGACUAGAAAGGAUUAAAAAAAGUCAAACAACAAAAGGACUAAAAGGGCUUGUGGUUUGUUUUGUGUCUGAGACUGGCUGCUGGGUUUUUGAUUGAUGUAAUGGGGAUGAUUUGGUAAAAAGAAAAGAAAAAAAGACAGAAAAACAACGGAGCUACUGAGCUGCGAGCGGAAGACGCUUUAAUUUACAGUCUGAAGCAAGUGUGAACAUCUGCGAGAAAUGCCACAGACGCAGACGGGCUCAUGCGCCUCUAACACUUUUGUGAGUCACACACGCUCGCUCGAUGAGGCUGCGACCACAGCGCAGAUGUCACGCUGUUUUGUGGAAAGGAAAAUGGCCUGGUCGUUUUUCAAAGGCGUCUUUCAGCU